Ambispora gerdemannii is the source of this 1971-nucleotide messenger RNA. Lineage: Eukaryota; Fungi; Glomeromycota; Glomeromycetes; Archaeosporales; Ambisporaceae. The record is from the annotation of a GenBank genome assembly.
AUGACAACAACGUUUGAAUUAUUUCUACCAUUGAUAAAGGAGGUUCAAAAAUAUGCGGAUAGAGUUUUAGAAUGUUACGAAAAUGCCGAAUAUAAUAAAAGAGUUUGCGGUGUAUUACUUAAACGUGUAUAUAGUGUUGCAGGCGAAGUGAAAGUUUUACGUCAUCUAAACAGUAAUUACAGUUGGUUCUUUGAAAAUAGCGAGAAUUAUCCGAUUUUUCAAGGAUUUGUUAAAGUAAUUGGAAAAAUCCAAAAUUUUGUCAUUGAUAUUUCGCAGUUGCAAGGUGUUGGUAAAUACUUUAAUGAAUAUCGAGGCCCCGAAUUUUCGAUGGAAAGAACAUUUUAUAGUCUUAUUGGAGAAUUCGAAAAGUCCACAGAAGCACUUACUCAUGCGUUAAAAGGUCAUCUCUAUUUUGGAAGACCGAAAACAGAUCAAAACAUCGAAGAUAAAGAAGCUAUAGAUCAGGAUAUUCGGGAUAUGGAAAAUUAUAUUGGAAGUAUUGCUGGUGGUAUUGCAGAUGGACAAAACAUUUUAGAAGAAGUAGGGACUGUCGCUACUCUGAACAAGACUUUUCAGAGAAAAGAACAUAUCGUUCUUUUUGAUGAAGUACUCGACGACGCAGUUCUUAAGAUUGAAAACUUUCAAUAUACCGACGUAAGAUACAACGAAGCACUCAAGUAUGUAAGAUAUGAUAAUGUCGAAGUUGCAUUCAAAGAGGUUGAAGUCGAUAAAGAGACUAAAGAUAAUAUUAAAAAAGAAGUCACAAUCCUUAAAAAAUUAAAAGGAGCAGAGAAUAUAAUUGUGUUUCACGGAGUUAUAAUUGAGCCGAAUAAAGUUUUUCUGGUAACCGAAUGGGCUACCGAAUCAAGUUUGAAAGAUUUCUAUCAACGUAGGAGAUUGGAUUGGAGUCUACAAAUACAAUUCGCUUUAGAUAUCUCUAGAGGAUUGACUUAUUUAAAAAGCGCCGAAAUCCUACAUCACGAUAUUCGCAGUCAAAAUAUUUUUAUUACAAAAGGCAAUCCGCAGUAUACAGCAAAAAUCGGCAAUUUCGGUUUAAGUCGUGGUUUAAGAGAUGCUACCAGAAAUAUUCGUGAAGGUGUCGAUAAUGUUCGAUACAUGGCGCCAGAGAAACUUAAGGAGAAUAAACAUCCAUAUGAUUUUAAGUGUGAGAUAUAUAGUUUUGGAGUGCUUCUCUGGGAAAUAGCUGAACAAAGGGUUCCAUUUCAGAAUAUCGAAAAUGACAUUGUAGGAAUUCGUCAGAGGGUUAUUGAUAAUAAACGAGAACAAUUUUCUUUACCAUUACAAGUUCCAAAUAAAUGGGCAGAGAUUGUUUAUAAAACUACAAACUUUAAUCCUAUGAAUCGCCCAACUCUUACGACUAUAUUUACGGAACUAUUUGAUCUUUCCAAAACACAUCUUCCAGCUACUCAGCACCCUAUUAUGUUUCAAAAUGUUUUUUAUCCAUCAAAUCCAAGACCCUUCUAUACUGUUCAAGAUGCCAUUAAUCUUCAUAAAAUCAAAGGUGGCGAUCGUAAAGAAGCAUAUAAAAUAUUUUGCAACUAUGCUGAUGUGGGCGAUUCCACGGCGAAAUAUUGGGUCGGAUACUACUUAUAUUAUAAUUGCUUAGAUAACAAAGAAACUUACGAGCAACGCCAAAACACAAUAGUACGAGCUGCACAAUAUUUUAAAGAAACAGCUGAUAUGGAUGUGCCUGAGGCUCAACUUCGAUAUGGCCAUUGUCUAUGGAAAGGCGAAGGUAUCGAAAAAAAUGGAUCAUUGGCCGUGGAAUAUUUUUUGAAAUCUGCACAUAAUGGAAACUCAACAGCUAUGUAUAACGUUGGGAACAUGUAUUUCAAUGGAAAUGGAGUAAUUCAAGAUAAGGAAAAAGGUGCAUACUUUCUCAAGAGGGCAGCAUUAAUGGGUCAACCGAAAGCUAUCGAGAUAUGCAAAAAAAAUUUUAUUCGACUUUAA